AUGAUAAAUAACCAAAAUGGAAUGAUUUACUUUGAAGAAAAUGAUAUUACAUCAGUAAGUAUAAAUAAAAGAAAAGAUUGUCCACUUCAAAUAGGAUAUACUACAUGUUCUGAUAAACCAACUACACAUGUUCAUAUAUUAAAUUAUUUAUCAAUAGCAAAUUCUUUAGUUCCAUUAGAGAUUCAAACAAAUAAAAGAAAUUUAUUACCAUCAAGUGAUAUUCAAUUUUUACCAUUUUGGUUUAAAAAAGAUUCAGUAGUUUGUGCUGGAGAAACAUUAGAAGUAUAUUAUUUAAAUGAGAAAAUAGGAGAUUUAAUGCCAACACUUGUAGAUGGAUUUUCAUUGUACAAUAAGUCAGAUUAUCCAAUAAUUGGUGUAGAAUCAUUUAAAGGAAAAAUUCCACAACUUCUUUCAUGGAGAUUAAAUGGAGAAUUAUCAUUAUGGAAUUUAGGACAAAAGAACCAAAUAAUGACAACAAAACAAUUUGAAAUGAUAAAUGAUGUUUCAACUUCAUAUGAAGAUGAGACAUCAUUUGUAGUGAGUUGUAAUACAGGAAUAUAUUUAUAUGAUACACGGUGUAAUAGUGUUAAAAAAUUAAGUGAUAGAAUAGGAUGUUCAGUGUCAUUUUCUUUUAGAGAUCAAACAAAAAUUGCAAUAGGAACAGAGACAGUACUUCAUGUCAUUGACUGUAGAAUGGAAAACCAAAAAAUAAUGGAAUUUAUAACAAAAUCUGAUAUGAAUGAUUUAUGUUGGUUUCUUCCUCAAAUUGCAAUUGCUACUAACUCUGGUGUUGUAUUAUGGAAUCCUAUUAAAUCAAAUAGUUAUUCUGAAUGUACUUCUGAGUCCCCUAUUUUUAAUGUUGAUUGUGGUAUUUAUAACAAAGAAUGGUGUGUAGCAACAACUGACCAUUCUCUCCUUUUAUUGAACGUUUAUAAAUAA
Messenger RNA from Entamoeba dispar SAW760, 939 nucleotides. RefSeq lists its product as uncharacterized. Gene Ontology annotation, molecular function: protein binding. The transcript has a single exon. Lineage: Eukaryota; Evosea; Mastigamoebida; Endamoebidae. The coding region runs from base 1 to 939 and encodes 312 amino acids. The record is from RefSeq and is a predicted model, not a curated record.